AUACAAGCAGGUGACAAUAGUCAGCCCCGCCCCCAUCAGGGGAUUAAUCAGUAAUGAGCGCAGCAGCUGGAGGGCUAAGGACCUGUCAGUGCAGGGGGCGGGGCCGAUACCCGGGGCAACCAAUCAGGUGGGUGCUUGCUGGUGACAGUAUGGGAUCGCAGUGCGGUGAUCUGAGGGUGACAGGCAGCAGGCGGCAUUCCUUGGAGUAGACUUUUACCUCAGGACAUAAUGGCUAAACUGGACUCCUUCAUCAGUUUUGAGAACCUGCGGGAGCUGAGGCGACUGUGUCACUGGGGGCCCCUCAUCGCCCUCGGGGUCAUUAUAAUCUGCUCCAUUGUUGCUAUCUUGGACUCGAUCCUCUGGUAUUGGCCCCUGGAUUCUCCGGGCGCGAGUGUUAAUUUUCUCACUCUAAUUAACUGGACUGUAAUGAUUCUUUAUAAUUACUUCAAUGCAAUGUUCAUCGGCCCUGGGGUUGUUCCACUGGGAUGGAAACCGGAAAAUGCUCAGGACGGCAGGUUUCUUCAAUAUUGCAAGGUGUGCGAGGGGUACAAGGUGCCGCGCUCCCACCACUGCCGCAAGUGCAACAGAUGUGUGAUGAAGAUGGAUCAUCACUGCCCGUGGAUCAACAACUGCUGUGGCCACCGCAAUCACUCCUCCUUUACGCUGUUCCUGCUGCUGGCGCCGCUCGGUUGCAUCCAUGCUUCCUACAUCUUCAUCAUGACGAUGUACACACAGCUUUACAACAGGAUCUCUUUUGGGUGGAAUUCUGUGAAGAUCGACAUGAGCAUGACACGGCGGGAGCCGGCUCCCAUCAUCCCCUUUGGUAUUUCGGCCUUUGCAGUUACCCUGUUUGCUUUAGGACUGGCCCUGGGGACAACCAUUGCAGUGGGGAUGCUUUUCUGUAUUCAGAUGAAAGUCAUCCUGAGGAAUAAAACCUCCAUUGAAUCGUGGAUCGAAGAGAAGGCCAAGGACAGGAUUCAGUAUUACCAGACGGGCGAAACCUUCAUCUUUCCCUACGACCUGGGCAGCAGGUGGCGAAACUUCCGACAGGUCUUCAACUGGUCAGGCUCACCAGUGGGGGACGGAAUAGAGUGGCAAGUCCGUGAAGGGUGUCAUAGGUACACAUUGACGGUGGAGCAGCUGAAGCAGAAAGCAGACAAGCGUGUGCGCAGUGUGAGGUACAGAGUGGUUGAGGAUUUUAGCGGCGCCUGCUGUCCUGUUACCAAAGGCAUCCGAACCUUCUUCACGACACCGUGCACCGAGGAGCCGCGCAUGAAGCUCCUAAAGGGAGAUCUGGUUUUGGCUACCCGAGGCCUGAAGCACUGGAUGUAUGGAGACAAGAUUUUUGAGGGCUGUCCCCCUACAGAUGGAAUCCGAAUCAGGGGCUGGUUCCCCAGAAGAUGUGUGGUAAAACACGUAUCCGAUACAGGCUCCGACCAGUCAGAUGACGAGAAAAAGACAAGAUAGCAAAAACAGGACACCCCUUAGUAUUCGGCUCUUAUUCUCCUCGUAUACUUAUCACAGAUCUUAAGGGGAAGCGGACCGCAGUUUAGUCCAUACUGACCGGCGCUCCUCACACUAAGGACCACAUUACUUUUCUUACAUCCAUCCAUUGCAUAGUUAUUCUAAAAAACGUAUUAUUAGCAUUAUACAAAUGAUGGUGUUUGGUGCACUGGGGGGUGUCACAAUGUCCCUAAAUGCACCUCCCCACCCUUUUUAUGUAUUUUCAUGAAUCUCCCCUGAAGUGAUAUAGCUGAAUACAGACCUCUGGAAAAUGAAAGAAGCGAUCCGAUUGGUUGCUAUGGGCAACUGGGCAAUUUUUCCUCUGCACAGGUUUUGAUAAAUCUCCCCCAAAUUCUCAGCACUCUAUUAAAGGGGAACUCCGCCCCUAGACAUCUUAUCCUCUAUCCAAAGGAUAAG
Hyla sarda is the source of this 1920-nucleotide messenger RNA. It is a transcript of the gene ZDHHC6, whose product is annotated as zinc finger DHHC-type palmitoyltransferase 6. The record is from RefSeq and is a predicted model, not a curated record. Gene Ontology annotation, molecular function: palmitoyltransferase activity. The coding region runs from base 229 to 1467 and encodes 412 amino acids. Gene Ontology annotation, cellular component: Golgi apparatus. NCBI's taxonomy places the organism in Eukaryota, Metazoa, Chordata, Amphibia, Anura, Hylidae. Gene Ontology annotation, biological process: protein palmitoylation. The transcript has 11 exons.